Solanum verrucosum is the source of this 1630-nucleotide messenger RNA. RefSeq lists its product as uncharacterized. NCBI's taxonomy places the organism in Eukaryota, Viridiplantae, Streptophyta, Magnoliopsida, Solanales, Solanaceae. The record is from RefSeq and is a predicted model, not a curated record. Bases 49 to 1533 code for a protein of 494 amino acids. The transcript is spliced from 5 exons.
AAUUUGUUAAGAAAUAAUAGCUGAACCCUAACAAUCUUCAUAACCAAGAUGAACACAAGCAUGCAAUCUCCAUCUCUAGACGCUUGCAAAUCCUUUAAGCUCCAACAACAUUUCCAAUUCCUGAGAGGUAGCAGUUACCAUUACACUUCACCUUCAAUACAUAAACCCAAUUAUUGCGUUUCCUGCAGGGACACUGGAAGUAGAAAGUUCGACAGUAGGGAGAGGGUGAAAGUGAAUGGGAAGGGGAAGGAAAAUGUGUGGAGCAUUGACAACGAAAUGGCAAAGACGGACAAGGAAAGAGAUAAGCCGAGGAGAGGGAGGAGAAAAAGAGGUGGAAAGAGGAUGAGAAAUGUUACUAGGAAAAGCAAAGGUGAUAGAAUUAUGAUCUCUAGUGCUAUGUUAAUGGAAGUCGAAACCGUUUUACAGACUCAGGAACCUGUUAUCAUACCUUCAUGGAAUACAUUUAUUAGUAGUGUCAGUGGGAUAUGGAAGGGAGUUGGAGCUGUUUUUUCUCCCAUCACGGCAGAGAUGGAACCUAUUGAGAUUGGCAACAAGAAUGAACACCUCUUUGACUGCUAUACUCUCUCUCGUAUUGAUAUAGAGCCAUCUCCUUCUGCCAGUCAAAGAUCUCUAAUUCGAAGGAAAGUAAAUUGGGUAACAGUGAAUCCACAUGGAGAAGUUUCAGAGUCGAAUGGGGGUAACAACAGAAGCACAGAUGCAGCAUCGUCCUUCGAUAUACAUGACGCCCCUGACAGAAAAUCCAGAAAUUUGCCAAAGUUUGAAUCUUUUGACUUUGGAAAGACUGAUAUUAUGGAGGAAGACAUUAUGGGAAUGGAACCUGGCCUUGUUUUCUUUGAGGAUGGAUCUUACUCAAGAGGCCCAGUUGAUAUCCCAGUUGGUGAAUCUGAUGACUCUAACUAUUAUCUCUCACCAACUUUUAAGUUUGAGCAAUGUCUGGUAAAAGGUUGUCACAAGAGACUCCGCAUGGUGCACACAAUAGAGUUUAGUAAUGGGGGUUCAGACAUCCAAAUAUUGAGGGUUGCUAUGUAUGAAGAGCAGUGGGUUAGUACUGCUAAUCUAGCUGACCAAAGUGACAUGGAGCUGGACGUGAAGCCCUUUUCUCAAAGACGAAGAGUCCAACCAUCAGAGCUGACUGGAUCUUGGAAAGUGUUUGAGAUGAGUGCAACACCUAUCUACGGUGAGGACAACACAACGGAAACAACUCAGGGCAUGCCGUAUGUUUACCUAUGCACGGAAAACCUGAAGAAGAGAAGCCUCCCAGAAAAUCCAGUGUACUUUGGAGAAGAAGAAUUGUUAGACAUGCAGGAUGCAACAGUUCUUUGGCUACCAGGAGGCGUUACGAGUUAUGUUGAUGUGAACAAGGAUGGGACUCUAUGUAUAGGAGUUGGGUGGUAUUCAGAUGAAGGAGUGAACCUUGUUAUGGAAAGAGAUUAUGAAGCAGAUGGCAAACUGAAAGAGGUUCGAUCGAAGUCAGAGAUGAAGAGAAGAUGGACUAAUCCACCACCCAUGUAAACUUCUCUUUCUUUUGCUUUGAAUAAAGGUCAUGUCCCAGUUUUGAAUCCAUGGUCACAUAAAUGGAAUUCAAGUUUCAUGCAUUCACACAUUAGAA